This is a messenger RNA of Tigriopus californicus, 5149 nucleotides long. RefSeq lists its product as uncharacterized. The coding region runs from base 216 to 4763 and encodes 1515 amino acids. Lineage: Eukaryota; Metazoa; Arthropoda; Copepoda; Harpacticoida; Harpacticidae. The record is from RefSeq and is a predicted model, not a curated record. The transcript has 5 exons.
CGCACCCGGGGAGAGUGAUACUGGUGUGAUGUCAGAUAUCGGGCUUCACUAAUCAAAACAAAAGUCAAAGACAAGAAAACGAGAUUUCCCAACAAAGAGUGUCAAACAUCCGACACGGAAGGCAGCAGACCCCUGACACGUUGAUACAUGAAGCGAUCCAUCCUUGGAUUCAUGAACAAAGUGAGAAGACGGACGUGAUUGUUUCCUGGUCAUUCAUGCAAUCCCAAAAACGUGCCGACAUGAAGCCGGUGUCCGCGAUCAGUCUCAGGUGCAUUAUCUGUUUUGGAUGCUUUUUGCUCAUUAUCCCUCUAUGUGAGCUCAAAUCGAUGGGUCGCCUUCUGAAGGAUAUGCAUCGGGGCAAUCAAACUUACGACGAUCAACAUGGGCUCUACAACAGCUCCAUCUUCAACUCCAAAUCCAUCAGUGAAAUUUGGGGCUUGUUCAUGAUCGAGAACCUCAAUCCCAGUUGCAUUAUGGUGAGUGAUGCAUUAACCGAUCAAGAAGAAUGGAAAUGGGUAAACCUUUCGUUCCCGUUUCCCUUUUACGACCAAGACAUUACCAGUGUCGGGAUAUCUGAAAAAGGUUUCAUAUCAACAUCUUCAAACCACGGAAAGGCGCCAAAUCCAGAUGAAAGUUUAAUAGCACCUUUGAUGGCCAAUUUUGAGUCAGACACCAAACUUGGCGGUCAAGUCAAGUACGCUGAAGUAUAUCUUCAAGAGACUGGCAAGUACUUCUUGGUCCAAUGGAUCAACGUUACUCUCAUUGACCAACCCGAAUUGGGACCUUAUUCUUUCCAAGUUAUUCUUCAAGAGAAUGGAGACAUUGUCUUCCUUUAUCAUAAGAUAUCUCAAGCUUUAUUCUACAUCAACAACGAAUUUCAUCCAGUCCGAGUGGGGCUUUCGAAAGCUUUACCCCAUAACAGUCAAAUCAAAUCCUUCCAAGACCUUUUGGCCAACUACCAGUCCCCAGCUGACUUAAAAAAGAACAGGCUAAUUCACAUCACAAACAAUACCAGUGUAAUUUGGCAACCCUUGCUUGCUUGUGCAAGUUUCAACUCUUGUGAAACGUGUUUAGGCGGAUCCAUUGAUCCUACCAGGGCUUGCCAAUGGUGCCAAGAGAUCGAGUCAUGUUCCACUGGGUUGGACCGUAAUCGUGAUAAUUGGGACCAACACCAAUGCUCCACCAAAUCCGUCAGGGAUCAUUGUCCACAACCUCUGGAUGAGAAGGCACAAAGACCCAUCAAAGAAACUAUUAUUGAUGAUCAUGAUUACUACAUGAAUAUAAUCGAGCCCGUGUCUCGAGAUCAAUUUGACAAACAUUGGGUUAAAAUGGACAAGGAAGAGGGUGUGACUAAAUUGAAAAGUGUUUCCAAUAUGAAGAUUGGAGCCGAAAGAGUGUCACUGCGGCUUUUUCCUCUCACGUUUUACGGUCAUAAGUUGGAGAAGCUAUUUGUUACAACAGAGGGGUUUCUGUCCUUGGCAGAGGAACUUCACGAUGGAAUACAUGCCCUUCAAUACAUUGCGCCAUUGCAAGCAAAUUGGGAUUUGAGUGCCUCCAAUGAAUCCGAAAUUCGAAUGCUGUACGACGAAGAGCGUCUAACAUUGGAAUGGGCUCAAGUCACCCUGGAACAUCAUCCUGAAAUUGGAUCAUUCACGUUCCAAGUGUCAAUUCUGGCCAACGGAGAUAUGGUCUUUGUUUAUAAAGAAGUGGGACGUACCUGGAACCAAGUUGACUCGCCUCCGAACGGCAGCAUGUUCAAUAAGACGUUUACCGUUGGUAUUUCGGACGCUUUUGAGAAAAAUCAUUUCCUUUACGAAUAUAACAGGAUCGACAUAGAUCUUUCAUAUAUUCAACCUAAUGCGGUCAUUCGUUUUCGAGCUCGACAAACUUGCAAUCAACUAAGUAGUUGUCACUCUUGUUUGACCACAAACCUGCCAACUUUUCAUUGCGAAUGGUGCCCAAGUUUAAGCACUUGUUCCAGUGGAAUGGACCGCUUACGAGAAAAUUGGGAAUCUAACCAGUGUCAUCGAUUCAAUGUGUCCAAUCCGUCAAUGUGUCAUUUGAAGUCAGCCAGCAAGAUCAAGUUGUCUCAUGAUUACUACAACACCACUACUAUCCUGGAUCCCGAUCUUGUGGGUCAGCGCCUUUGGGUAGAAGGUCGCAAGUUUAAAAGUGUUCCAUUCCAUAAGGGGACAAAAGUGGUUCUUUCGUUUCGGUUUCCGUUCUACGGAAAACCUCUUCACGAGCUCUUCAUUCUGCCUAAAGAGGGCAUCAUUGCGCUAGAUUCUCCCCCUGAAGAACCCCAUUUCAUGUACGCCAGUGAGAUUGCACCUCUUAACCUUGACUUUGAGAUGGACCGUUUGGAUCCUCUCAGUCGAGUUGCUUAUUGGGAUGAUGGAACACAGGUAGUAAUCGAAUGGAGGAAUGUCAUCAUGAAAACUGGAGGGACCAAGUCCAUGAAAGUGUCCUUCCAAGUGCAACUCCGAUACAAUGGAACCAUCAUUUUCUUCUACAAAUCCCUACCCGUGAGUUUGCAAGAGGCUUGGGUGAGGAAAUUGGGAAUCAGCGACGCCUAUGCAUCCCAAUUUUCAACACCCCUGGACUUUUUAAUGGUCCAACCCAGUAAGACGGAAUACCAUUCCAUCAGCUUGAAGAACCAGACCUCAUUGAUUUCCAAUGAAACCGCCAUUAUGAUCGAGCCUCUUCUGUCUUGUAAAGACAAUUACAAUUGUGAAAGUUGUGUUGAAUUCUCGACAAAGUGCCAAUGGUGUCCCCAAAUAGGCCAUUGUGCCUUGUUCGGAUUCGAUAAAUCUCACCAGAAGUGGAUUGACAAUGGAUGUCCCAUGUCGUAUGUGUCUCACAACUCCUCUGAUACUUGUCCAACCGUUAGCCCAAUGAUGGGUGUGAAGAUGGAAACUGAGCCCAUGGAUGUGGUUUACCAGAGCAUCGCCGAUCAUCAUGACUAUUACAAAUCCGUCUUAUCAAAUGACGAGACUGUAUUUAAGGCUCUGAGAGUCGGUAUGAAACUGGACGAUCCUGAUGUCAUGUACUUAAGCACGACUUCGAAUUACUUCAGACAGAAGGACGAUGUCACUUUGGGCUUUGAAUUCCCUUUCUACGGCCAUUAUUUGAGACGGAUCGCGGUGAUCUCUGCUGGAUUCAUUUCCAUUCCAUCCGUGGAACGAAGUAACAUCAUUCAGAGCCAAUACAUUGCACCCCUCAUGGCGGACUUUGAUGCCAGCUCCAAUGAGAAUGCCUAUGUUUUGGCCAAAUCCAUUGACACUCAUCUGAUUGUGGAGUGGGCCAACAUGACCAUCAAGAGUCAACCUGAACUAGGGUCAUUCACAUUCCAAGCUCAAUUGUUCCCAAAUGGUGACAUCAACUUUGUUUACAUCGUCAUUCCAUGUCCAUUGGCCCAAAUUGACGAUGAGGCCCAUCCAUUGAAUGUCGGCCUCUCCGAUGCUUAUUUUAUGGACCAUCACUCACCAGGAGCACAAAAAAUGGGCCUUAUGCAGAAACGAUACAUCUAUCACGAUUUGGAUCUCGCUCCUCAUUUGAAUCAGAUUAUCAAUGGAACCGUGAUCAAACUACAAGCUCUUCCCACUUGUAACAAGUUCCAAAGUUGCUGGGAAUGCACCACAGGCAAUACAGAGUUCAAUUGUGUUUGGUGUCCUUCGCUCAAGCUUUGUUCCAAUGGGUACGACCGGAACCGGCAGGAAUGGAUCAAUGGUCUCUGCUCUUUGUCCCAUCAUAGCAUAAAGAACACGAGUCAUUGUCCCAUUGAACAAAUUCAAAGUCACCACGAAUACUAUAAUCGCACAAUUCACGUCAACACGUUAGUGGAAAAGCAAUCGAUCAUUAGACAUAUGAUCCACAGUGACUUCAACACUUUUAAGACUGAAUUGAGCGAGCCGACUGAAUUCCUCUCGUUCAAACUUCCAUUUAACUUUAAGUUCUACGGCCAAGAGUAUGAAGAGCUACUUCUUUCUCCGUUGGGAUUCGUCACAAUGUUCAACGAAGAGCUCCAAGAAGAGGGGAUCAAGAACGAGAUUGCACCUUUGAGAAACAUUAGCCAAGUCUAUAUCAAAACCCAUCCGCAAGUAACCUUGACCUAUGGCGCCAACAAGGAUCAAUUUUUGGCUUUAUGGAACGAGACCUCAAUCCCGGACAUGGCUUUUGAGCUUGUUUUAAAAUCAAGCGGCGACAUUCUUUUCAAGUAUUGGAACAUUCCGGUCGAUUUGGAUCAGCACAAAUAUUUUGUUGGCAUCGCCUCCACGUUUCCCCCAACCAAAUCAAAACCAUCCCAAGUGUACAAGAUCAACACAGAAAGGGAACACGUCGUUCAUGGGUUAACCAUAAUGUAUGAGCUCUUGGAACAAUGUUCAGACUUCCAAUCGUGUUCCGAUUGUGUGCAGCACAAUUGCAAUUGGUGCCAUGGAUCUCACGCUUGUCUUUCUGAGACCAUCGAGUGUUCUACCAACGUGUCCUCAAUUGCCGAUUUAGGAUCACCUCAGUGUUCCACAUCGAAUUCGGUCUUUAUCUUCACCUUGAUUGGGAUCUCUGCAAUCCUUGUUCUCACCAUAUCUACCUUAAUAUACCACGGUUGGCGUCAUCCCGCCAGUUGUCCGGGUCAAGUAUUGGUCCACAUGAGGGUCACCAGCCACCAUUGCUGCCAUGGGGCGGAACCUCUCCAUGAUGGUGAAUUGUGGGAACGAAGGGCUAGUAUUGCCACCACCGAAACAACUUUGUCAUCGUUAACGUGACCUCGAUUAUUUUAAUGAAAAUAAUGAUUUUGUUAUUUCUGACCAAGAGCGUCUCGGAAAUGUGACAAACCGGAACUAAAAAUUAGUUUUGCAAUUUGAAAUAUCUAAGCAUCCCUUACUACAAAGAGAUAACUGAAAGUAAUAUUAUGGAUACUUAGACCGUGCUUUGUCAAAAUUUAGUUAUAUUCGUCUGUUAAAGAUUUUGACCUUUAGUUUGAAACACCGACAAGGAAAAUGAGAUGGUUGCGAAAAUAGCAAAAAGCGUCGCGUCAUUAGUUGGUUGUUGAUGAAUCUGACAGGGCCAUUACUUACUGAGGGCAAUGUUGAUCAAUAAGCAAAUCAUCCCCCGUUUAACAACGUCCCAAAUAAAUGUACCAAAACACGUG